Molecule: messenger RNA, 530 nt
Organism: Peromyscus maniculatus bairdii (prairie deer mouse)
Lineage: Eukaryota; Metazoa; Chordata; Mammalia; Rodentia; Cricetidae
Product: protein S100-A9-like
Biological process (GO): leukocyte migration involved in inflammatory response; autocrine signaling; neutrophil aggregation
Cellular component (GO): cytoplasm; nucleus; extracellular exosome
Molecular function (GO): calcium-dependent protein binding; calcium ion binding
Source: RefSeq, a predicted model, not a curated record
GUGGCUCGCCAGCUUCAGAUUCAAAUAGACUGCAAGAAAGACAGCCUGCAAUGUCACAGAUGGAACAAGGCAUGGAGACCAUCAUCAAAACCUUCCACAAGCACUCUGGCAAGGAGGGAGAUCCAGACACCCUGAGCCAGAAAGAAUUCAAACAGUUGCUGAAUAAGGAUAUGCCAAACACCUUCAAGAAAGAGAAAAAGGAUAAAAAAGCCAUGAAUCACAUGAUGGAAGAUCUCGACACAGAUAAAGAUGGUCAGUUGUGCUUUGAUGAAUUUGUAGACCUGUUAGUUAAGGUAUUGAUAACGGAUCAUAAGAAGACCCAUAAGAAUGUGUCCUCAUAUGACAAUGGCCUAAGUCAUGAUCCCAGCUAUGGGCCAAGCCUCAGAGAGGGUGACAACCGUGGCAACUGCCAUAGCAAAUAACCAGAAGGCCAAGCCACCUUGGACUUGCCCAAACAAAGCUACAGAGAAGAUUGUAUCACACAUCCUUGGUUGUGGAACUGUGGGAUGGGGAACAAUAAAGUCUGUCUC